CAAAUUUUAUGUGGUGCAUUUUGGACCAAUGCUAUUUUAGAUUUCUGUUUGAAUCUCGAAUCAUUUAAUGGAUAGACGACGCAAUAAGUUGGUUUCCGAUUCAUUAGUUUUUAGCUAGGUAAUAAGUACUUCUACUAAUAUUUUGGAAGUAAGAAACCCAAUGGUUUCCAAUGGAAAAUUCGUGAUAAAAUGUUAAUUUCCCUUGAAUAUUAUAUGUUUGUGUGACGAUUGAAAUGUGCUCAUUGAUGAACUAUAAUGUGGCUUAAGAAAGAGGAUAGUUCAGCAGGGGACAGAUGAUGAACUCAACAAAAUGGUGUUUUGAGUUCACUCAGCCUGUCAUCCAACAUUGGUAAUAAGUUUGAUACUUCUUAUUUCUUUUCAAGAUCAGUUGUUGCUCCUAGGAAUCUAUAGGAGAGUGGACAUUGUGUUGAGUUAAUCAGUUGUUGCUCUUAGUAUUUCUUUUGAUUUGCUUUAGACCUUGUUUAAAUUAAAUGUGGUGCAUUUUGGAGAAAUGCCAUUAGUUAUUGUUGUUUGAAUCUGCAAGCCUUUAACGGACAGAUUACACGACAAGCUUGUUAUCAGUUCAUUAGUUUUUAGCUAGGUGAUAAUUACUAUUGUUUUGUAGUGAGAAGUCAUGGGGAUUACGAGGGAAAAUCGUGAUAAGAUGUUAGUUUACCUCCAAUGUUUUUUCUUUGUACGAUGAAUGAAACGUGCUCAUAAUAGAAGUGUAGUGUGGCCUAAGAAGGAUAGUUUAGCAGAGAGAAAUGACAGGCUCGGUAAAUAGUGGUGUUACUCUGGUGAGUUCAUCCACUUAGUAAUGGAACUAGGAACUAAAUCUGACGUUUCUUGUCAGGAUCACUUGAUGUUCCCACCAAUUUUACAAGAGAGUGAAUAUUGUGAUGAGUUAGGCUAUGUUUUCUUUACCUUAUUCUUAUUGCUUAUUACUUAUUGUUUUUAAAAUCAGACCCGAAAAAUUCAGACCAAACCAGAAAAUUCAGACCAGACCAUUGACCAGAAAAAGGAAAAAAAACACUCACAAAAAACAUUCAGACUAGAGCAAAAACAGGAAGAAUCAGACCAGACUAGACUAGAAAAAUCAGACUAGACUAGAAAAAUCAGACUAGACCAUCAAAAGUUCUUUACUUAUUUUGAUCUAACUAAGACCUCGUUUUAAGAAACUUAUUCUGAUUAUGAGCGAAUUUUCUGAUAAAAACUAAACUACUUCCAAUUUCUCCUUUCUGUCUCUUUUUGGUGAUAUGUCCAAUUUGUAUCUCAGAUAGAAGAGCUAUAAUGUGCUGAGCGGAGAAAGAUAGUUUAACAUCUGUCUUAUUUAAUGGACAGUGGUAAAGUUGCAAUGUGGUGUUUCGACUUCAUUUAUACAGGGUUUAGUACUGUGUUUCCUACUUCUUGUCAGAGUCAAUCAUGACAAAUGACAAUGUGAUGCAUUUCUUGCAUAAGUCUGUGCAAGCUGGAACUUGAAGUUUGGUUGUAACUUCAUAGUCAUUGGAUUAUCCUUUUCACUUGUGCAAUAUGAAGUUUUUCACAGUCAAUUAUAAGCAUGUAAAAAAUAAAGUUUCCUUCAGCUAUCUGGCCACCUGGGUCUAGUGUAAUUUCGCAUCAGUUUCCCACAUUACCUUCAUUCUUUUUAGUUAAAUAAUUUCAUUGUACUAUUAAUAACAUAUGUGUUAUUCUAGUAUUAUUUUCUUAUCUUUUCUUUUUUCUGGGGGGUGCUUGAUUUUGAUUAAAAAUCUUCUUGUUAUUCCUUAAAAGUGACUAUUUUCGUGGUUUUAUGUCUUCAGGAGCUGGCACUAUUUUGUAGAAUGUAUUGCUCUUUUGUCAUUGCUCGCUGUUGCAAGGAGGAGAUGCGUAGUGCCAAUGAUUCUAUUUCCAGUCUUUUAAGCUUUGUGAUGCUAGAUUUAGAAGGAGGUGCAUUUGGAAUGUGGAUACGUUUGAUUGAUAGAUAGCAAGAUGUGAAUGGUUAUUUGAUAGGUUAAGAUGGAUUGUAGAAGUCAUAGUCAAAGGAGCAAGAAACAGAGUGUUACAAUUUUCUUUUAGCUUGUGUGAUGAGGCUGAGUGGUUUUAAUUAGUUGUUUGGGAAAAUAUGUGUUAGUUAAUUCUAAGUCAAGCUAGAAAGAUAGGAGACAUUUAGCAUAGAAGCAGAGUGUAGACAAUACCAAAAGGUGAUUAAACUAGGAUUCAUCUUAAUAUUUGUUGAGCAGUACAGUCUGCCGAUAUUUGGGAUGGGUUUGCCUCAAAUGACAACUAGUAGUGUUGCUGAGGAAGUUGCAGCAUCCCUGAGCACACUGGUACAGUCUCCCCAGAGGCUGUCUGGUCUCAGCCCCUAUGAUAUGAACGGAGGAAUGCAUGGAACUAAUAUGAGCAACUUCAUACCUGGAAGUUUCCCAUGUGCUUCUUUGGGAGAUUUUCAAGGGAGACCUGUUGUGGAUUUUCCAAAAGAAGCAGAUUAUACUGUUGUACAUAAAGAUUCUACUGAUACUUAUGGGUUGAAGAUUGGGCACACAGAUCAAAAGAGCUUGUUCAGUAAUAAGAACAAAGGCCCUAUUCAGAGUCCCAUGUUGAGGGUUGUUGGUUUUGAUUCUAAGAUGUUAGAUGCUUCUCAGAGUGGAUUAGAAAGCAAUAAAGCUGAUUCUGCUCAUCCGUUGACUGUGGUGAGCGAUGUUAGUAAUGCAACCGGCACAAACAAAGCUGCCGCGCGAAAGAGGUUGUUGUCUCCACUGAAUUCUAUGCUAAGUUCAGAUAAAUUUGAUGGUGAUUCCUUGUGCAUUGGUGAUAGUGCUUAUCAACGGAAUUCACAGGAUGGUAGUGGGAGUUCACACGAGAAUAAGAAAGCUCAUAUAGUUAGCUCACGUACUGUGGAUGCUUCUGUUUGGUAUCCAUCUAGCCCUUUGGUAGGAAGUACUUCACCUAAUGACAAUUUUAGGUCAAACUCCAGCAUUUUCACUGAUGGCCCUUUGCUCGAGAACAAGCAUCUGGCAAUUCAUAAAUCUUAUUUGCCACAUUACAUAUCCAACUCUUUUGGAAGGGGAGAAUUUUUUGGGCCUCUGAAAGCACCAGUCUCAGCAUCUUCAGAAACAGGUGCUUCACCUCCGUUAUCACUGUCCCCUCUUGGUCCAAAAUUUCAUGGGAGAAAGCUAUCUGCACCUAAGAUCAACGUUUGUAGGAAAGAGUCCAAUGUUGAGUACAUAACCUUCAAGGAGGUCGAGAACUCACUUGAUUGGAGUAUCCCUCAAACGUUUUCUCCUAAAAAUAAGAACAUGACCAUGGAAGGGCCUGAUUUAUUGGAUAAUGCAGAUGAUCAGUUUAGUCCUGUAAAGUCUGCUGCUAUUCCGCAGUGUUGGACUCAUGAAUCAAUUUAUUCUUCGCCAAGUACAAAAUUGACCAGGAAUUUUACUGGUUUGCCUGUUAGGAGGUCUUUGGUUGGCUCCUUUGAGGAGUCCCUCUUGUCCGGUCGUUUGGCAUCCACAUACGUCAGCAAGACAAUUAAAGGAUUCCUUGCUGUACUCAGCAUAACAGGGGGGAGUUUUUCACCAAAGGCAAAAAAACUUCCAUUUGCAGUUACGAGUGUGGAUGGGGAUAAUUACUUGCUUUAUUAUUCUUCAAUAGACCUUGCAGGGAAUUCGCCAUCAGGCAAGCCUGGAAAAUUAAAAAUGAAAAGGAGUCUUAGUCUUAAUGAUUCACCAUCAGAGCAAAGCCGCAUGCGUAUACCUAUGAAGGGGCGAAUACAACUGGUCUUGAGUAAUCCUGAAAAAACGCCUGUUCAUACGUUCCUUUGCAACUACGAUUUGAGCGAUAUGCCAGCUGGUACAAAGACAUUUCUCCGCCAAAAGUCAUCUCUUGCCUCAUCUGAAAAGGCUUCGCCAAGAAAUGGAUGUGAUAAGGAGGCAGAUGAUGCUAAGCUUUUCAUGGCGCCGAACAAUUUAAAUGAUCUGCCAAGAGUAAAUUUGCUAAACCAGAGAACGAAAGUGAUGGAAACUGAAGGUCUUUGCCACCAUCAUAUUCUGGAAUCCUGUUCCUCUGAAUUCAACUUUUCAGGGGAUCCAGGAUGUGAAAUUGGGGUAUUGAACACUGGCCAUCUGCCUGGAAAAAAAUCAAAUAGUCCUGUAAAGGUUAAUAAUAGUGCCAGUGGCAAUGGUGUUUUACGUUACGCUCUUCAUCUUCGAUUUGUGUGUCCUCAUCCUAAGAAAACCUCAAAGUCUGUCCAAAGGUGCAAAUCUGAAAUAUCAUCUGCCCCCGAAAGGAAAAACACAAAUAUGGAAGCAGAACGAAGGUUUUACUUGUAUAGUGACUUAAAGGCAGUUUUUCCUCAACGUCAUUCAGAUGCUGAUGAGGGCAAGUUGAAUGUUGAAUAUCAUUUCCCAUCCGAUCCAAAAUACUUCGACAUCAGCAACUAAAGGUGCCUCGAAAACAUGUUUGUCUUGUACAUAACUCAACUUGUACAUUUGAACACUACUGAAAGCAGAGCCAUUAUUCUGCUACAUCUGUACAGUACUUUGGUUUUCAGUAUUCAUUAUUCUGUGCAGUUAUGUUCCUAAGUACUAA
Molecule: messenger RNA, 4560 nt
Organism: Spinacia oleracea (spinach)
Lineage: Eukaryota; Viridiplantae; Streptophyta; Magnoliopsida; Caryophyllales; Amaranthaceae
Exons: 5
Coding region: 2241-4412 (723 amino acids)
Source: RefSeq, a predicted model, not a curated record